This is a messenger RNA of Sphenostylis stenocarpa, 570 nucleotides long. The record is from the annotation of a GenBank genome assembly. Lineage: Eukaryota; Viridiplantae; Streptophyta; Magnoliopsida; Fabales; Fabaceae.
AUGGAAGAUGGAAACAGCGUCGUGCCGACGAUAGAGGCACUGGAGCGCGAAAACGCGUCUAAGAAAGACGAGAUCCAGCAGCUGAGGAUGGAGAUCGAGUCGCUGCGGUACGAGGCUGCGGAGCUGGAGUCGGAGAUAUGCGUCGUCGAAGAGGUUGGAUCGGAGGCGGUGGCACUGAGGAGUAUCCUCGAGGAGCGAGAGAGAACGCUCGUGUUUCUUGAGAGUGAGACGAAGACGCUGAAGCAGCUGAAUGCGGAGAGCGAGAUGAAGGUACGCGAUCUGGAGCGUAGGAUCGGCGUUCUGAAAGUGCGGGAGAGUGAGGAGCGGAGCAAGAGAGUUCGCGUGGAGGAGGAGAUGAGAGAAAAGGUCGGCGAGAAAGAGAGAGAGAUUGAAACGCUGAAGCAGAGAAUCGAGAUUUUGGAGGAAGCGAAAGGUGUAGAAAGGAGUGUGAACGGAGAGAUAGAGGAUGAAGAAGGGAAGAACGGAUCGGGAUUGUUGUGGCCGCUGGCGGCGGCGGCAGGUGGAGCCGUCGUUGCUGUAUUCUAUUUCUCUUUUCGAAAACGUAGGUGA